UAUUUAUUUUAAAUCAGCUACACUCGAUUGUAACCUCGUUUAAAACCACUCGUUUUUUCUUUUUUUUAAUCAAGUUUAUUUUUCUUUUUUUUCUUUUUUACUACAAGUAUCCCAAUUUCUCUUGUAUAUCGACCUCUCACGUCGCCACCCUGAAGUUCAUCGUGGUCUUGUUGGCCGCCGGGAUGCUGGCCUUCCUCGGCGCGGUCAUAUGCAUCAUCGCCAGCGUCUAUCCGAGGUCUACAACCCCGGCACCUCAGCCACUGGCCGACAACCAGUCGCUGGCUCCGGAUGUUGUGUUGCAGCCUCUCUCCCCGGGUUCCGUAGCACGCGCGGGCCCUCUGGGCGCUCUCCACGGUGCUGAAUCUACCGAAGGAGGAGGUCUGGGGAUCGGUCUGGAGGUGCCCACUUUCAACGAGCUAAGCAGCACAGGGGGGCUCGGAUCCGGAGGCAGCAAACAGUUCACUUUCAGCCGGCUCAUCUGCACCCCUGUUCCUGUCGGGGAGUGCAAACCGAAGAACCUUCAGCAACAAGCCGACGAGCCGUCGGUGUACGCAGGCGAGGACAUGGGAUACUUCCGUACAACCGCUGAGGAACUACGGCAGACCGUGCUGCAGCAGAGAGACCAGAUACUAAUGGACCAGCGAACCAUAAGGGAACUUACAGGGAAGCUGUCGGAAUGCGAAAGCGGGCUGGAGGAGCGCAGCCUCCCAGAAAGAAGUGUAGGGUUGUGGGGAGACAACCGCCGCCACAUGGCUGGAGACGACGUGCAGUCUUUAGCUGCAGCUCAGCUGCAGACCGCUCGCGCCGUUGAAGAGCUUGAGCGAGCCAUUCUUCAGCUGAAGGAUCGCAUAGAAAAGCUGGAGUUAGAGAUAGGCCCCUUAGCCCAUAACCACACAGAAAGGGGUCCAGGAAGUGUCUCUGGUGCCCCCAGGAGGCUGGGUGAGGCAGUGCGGUGGCAAGUGGAGGACCUGGAGGGCGAGCUGGAGAAGAAGAUGCAGCUCCUGGAGAAAGAGAGGGCAGCACUUCGCAAAGAGACAGAGGACCACCAUCAGGAGAUCGACCAGGGAGUCAACUCCUUGCACCACCGCAUCGCCGAACUGGAGCAAAGUCUUUCGGAAUACCCCUAUCCCGACAGCUUCAAGCUGUCCUUCCCCGUGAGGACCAACUACAUGUAUGGCAUGGUGAAACGGGCAAUUCCUGAAAUGUAUGCCCUGACAGCCUGCUUGUGGCUGCGGGCCAAGGAGGGAGGCAUCGGCACACCUUUUUCCUACUCAGUCGCAGAGCAGCCUAAUGAAUUGGUACUGCUGCAAGGUCUGCACAAUCCUGUCGAGCUGCUUGUCAAUGACAAGGUUGCCCAGUUGCCCUUGUCUUUGCCCCCCAACAGCUGGCAGCAUGUGUGUGUUAGCUGGAGCCUGCGGGAUGGGGUAUGGCAGGCCUACCAGGGGGGAAAACUGAAGGGAGAGGGAGAGGGCCUCGCUGCCUGGCACCCUAUUCGGCCUGGGGGCGUGCUUGUAUUGGGGCAGGAGCAGGACACUCUGGGCGGGCGCUUCGACGCCUCCCAGGCCCUGGUGGGGGAGCUUUCCCAGUUCAGCCUGUGGGACCGGGUGCUGACGCCCGCCGAGAUCGCUGGCCUGGCCGACUGCAGCGAGACCCCGCCUGGCAACGUGGUGCCCUGGACAAACCGGGACAUUGAGGUGUUCGGAGGGGCCACCAAGGAGCCGCUGGAGACCUGCUCCCAGCGUGUCACCACCCAGCAAUGAGAGGUCAGAAGAGGAGGCGUGGCACUGCGUGAGAAAGGGGGAGGGGGGGCGGGGUGGCAACCAUUUUGGGGAUCUCAUUCCCACACAGAAAGUGUCCACGCAGCGCCACAGAAUACAACAAGAUUCUCUCUUCACAUGCUAGGCGCAGUGCCGUGGGCUCUACUCUGCGGGGUACAGAUCUGGGACCUGUCUCGCGUUCUUUUAAUGAGCUCGGACAUGGAGCGGUUCUCCAUUUCCCAGCAAAGUGCUCCAGAGCUUUGUCUUGUCUUGUGUCCUGCAGCUUGUGUCUGACUUUGAGCAGUGAUUUGUGGAAUCAUCUUGGUUGAUGUCGUUGUACUUCUCUACACAAGUGAUCGCGCAGGACGUUGUUCUGCACGGUGUACCUCCACUGUACAGCGUUUGUCUCUUUCACUGCAUUGUAGCCUGUGAUUUGUACUCUUCUGUAGUCUUUCCUCUACCCUACACCGCAUUUGCUCCAUCCCACCAGCUAACACCACAUUGCAGCAAACAAAGUCACAGCAACGUUAGGGGAGUGGUAUGUUGUGUUUGCUCGCCAACUACGCCAGGCAACAUAACGAGCAUUCACCUUCUGCACUCUCGUAAGGUGCAAAUACUGAAUAUAUCUUCCCUUAAAGAAAUUUAAAGUUGCACACUGUAUUCAAGUACGCCGCAAGUACGUCAAUCCAAGUCAGAGGUCGGCAUUUCAAUUCACCAAAAAUCCCAUGAGAAGUGAAGUAUUUUAAUUGAAUGGAUAUGUUUGGUGGCCUGCUACGAGUUCUUUUGUGAAAAAGUAAUACUA
Molecule: messenger RNA, 2559 nt
Organism: Megalops cyprinoides (Indo-Pacific tarpon)
Lineage: Eukaryota; Metazoa; Chordata; Actinopteri; Elopiformes; Megalopidae
Gene: nptxrb
Product: neuronal pentraxin receptor b
Exons: 5
Coding region: 183-1760 (525 amino acids)
Source: RefSeq, a predicted model, not a curated record